AUGAAUGAGCUGUCAAGCUUCCUGCACAUCGGCGACAUCGUCUCCCUGUACGCCGAGGGCUCCGUCAAUGGCUUCAUCAGCACCCUGGGGCUGGUGGACGAUCGCUGUGUGGUGGAGCCUGCUGCUGGGGACCUGGACAACCCACCCAAGAAGUUUCGAGACUGUCUGUUCAAAGUGUGUCCCAUGAAUCGCUACUCUGCCCAGAAGCAGUACUGGAAGGCCAAGCAAACCAAGCAGGACAAGGACAAGAUUGCAGAUGUGGUGCUGCUGCAGAAGCUCCAGCAUGCAGCCCAGAUGGAGCAGAAGCAGAACGAGACAGAGAACAAGAAGGUGCAUGGGGACGUGGUGAAGUACGGCAGCGUCAUCCAGCUCCUGCACAUGAAGAGCAACAAGUACCUGACGGUGAACAAGCGUCUGCCGGCGCUGCUGGAGAAGAAUGCCAUGAGGGUGACGCUGGACGCCACCGGCAACGAGGGCUCCUGGCUCUUCAUCCAGCCCUUCUGGAAGCUGAGGAGCAACGGAGACAACGUGGUGGUGGGGGACAAAGUGAUCCUGAACCCUGUCAACGCCGGGCAGCCGCUGCACGCCAGCAGCUACGAGCUGGCCGACAACGCCGGCUGCAAGGAGGUGAACUCAGUCAAUUGUAACACCAGCUGGAAAAUCAACCUCUUCAUGCAGUUCUGUGACCACAUGGAGGAAGUGCUGAAGGGGGGGGAUGUGGUGAGGCUGUUCCACGCCGAGCAGGAGAAGUUUCUCACCUGUGAUGAGUACAAGGGCAGGCUCCAUGUCUUCCUCCGCACUACCCUCAGGCAGUCGGCAACCUCAGCCACCAGCUCCAAUGCCCUGUGGGAGGUGGAGGUUGUGCACCACGACCCCUGCCGCGGGGGCGCCGGGCACUGGAACGGUUUGUACCGCUUCAAGCACCUUGCCACGGGCAACUACCUGGCAGCAGAGGAAAACCCAAGUUAUAAAGGAGACGUGGCUGAGCCCAAAGCAGUGCCCACGGGGGGCAGCAGCCGUGCCAGCCGCCGGAACACAGGGGAGAAGAUCAAGUACCGGCUGGUGGCCGUGCCCCACGGCAAUGACAUCGCCUCCCUCUUCGAGCUGGACCCCACCACGCUGCAGAAGACAGACUCCUUCGUGCCACGGAACUCCUAUGUGAGGCUGCGUCACCUCUGCACCAACACCUGGAUCCAGAGCACCAAUGUGCCCAUCGACAUCGACGAGGAGAGACCCAUCCGCCUGAUGCUGGGCACAUGCCCCACCAAGGAAGACAAAGAAGCCUUUGCCAUCGUCUCCGUGCCCGUGUCCGAGAUCCGGGACCUGGACUUUGCCAACGAUGCCAGCUCAAUGCUGGCCAGUGUGGUGGAGAAGAUGAACGAAGGUUUCCUCAGCCAGAAUGACCGGAGGUUUGUGAUCCAGCUGCUGGAGGAUUUGGUCUUCUUCGUCAGCGACGUUGCCAACAACGGCCAGAACGUGCUGGACAUUGUGGUAACCAAACCCAACCGCGAGCGGCAGAAGCUGAUGCGGGAGCAGAACAUCCUGAAGCAGAUCUUUGGGAUCCUGAAAGCCCCUUUCAAGGACAAGGGUGGGGAGGGGCCCCUGGUGCGCCUGGAGGAGCUGUCAGACCAGAAGAAUGCUCCCUACCAGUACAUGUUCCGGCUCUGCUACCGCGUCCUGCGCCACUCCCAGGAGGACUACCGCAAGAACCAGGAGCACAUCGCCAAGCAGUUCGGCAUGAUGCAGUCCCAGAUCGGCUACGACAUCCUGGCCGAGGACACCAUCACGGCACUGCUGCACAACAACCGCAAGCUGCUGGAGAAGCACAUCACCAAGACCGAGGUGGAGACCUUCGUCAGCCUGGUGCGCAAGAACCGCGAGCCACGGUUUCUGGACUACCUCUCGGACCUGUGUGUGUCCAACCACAUUGCCAUCCCUGUCACCCAGGAGUUGAUCUGCAAGUGUGUACUGGACCCCAGGAACAGCGACAUCCUCAUCAAGACAGAGCUGAGGCCAGUGAAGGAGAUGUCCCAGAGCCACGAGUACCUCAGCAUCGAGUACUCGGAGGAGGAGGUCUGGCUCACCUGGACGGACAAGAACAACGACCACCACGAGAAGAGCAUCCGGCAGCUAGCACAGGAGGCGCGGGCAGGCAAUGCCCACGAUGAGAACAUCCUCAGCUACUACAGGUACCAGCUGAAGCUCUUUGCCCGCAUGUGUCUGGACCGCCAGUACUUAGCCAUCAAGGAGAUCUCCCAGCAGCUGGGUGUGGACCUGAUCUUCCUCUGCAUGGCAGACGAGAUGCUGCCCUUCGACCUCCGGGCAUCCUUCUGCCACCUCAUGCUGCACGUGCACGUGGACAGGGACCCCCAGGAGCUGGUGAUGCCUGUGAAGUUUGCCCGGCUCUGGACAGAGAUCCCCACAGCCAUCACCAUCAAAGACUAUGAUUCCAACCUCAACACCUCCCGUGACGACAAGAAGAACAAAUUUGCCAGCACCAUGGAGUUCGUGGAGGACUACCUGAACAACGUGGUGAGCGAGGCCGUGCCCUUUGCCAACGAGGAGAAGAACAAACUCACCUUUGAGGUUGUCAGCCUUGCCCACAACCUCAUCUACUUCGGCUUCUACAGCUUCAGCGAGCUGCUGCGCCUGACACGGACGCUGCUGGGCAUCAUCGACUGCGUGCAGAACCCCCAGCUGAUGGUGCAGGCAGUCUACAGUGACGAGAUGGCAGGGAAGAACGUGCGGAGGUCCAUCCAGGGUGUGGGGCAGAUGAUGUCCACCAUGGUGCUGAGCAGGAAGCAAUCCAUCUUCAGUGCCCCCAGCCUCAGCACUGGCACUGCCCCUGAGCAAGUCGACAGAGGGAGGAGCAUUGAGAAUGAGAACAUUGUGGUGAUGGAGACCAAGCUGAAGAUCCUGGAGAUCUUGCAGUUCAUCCUGAACGUGAGACUGGACUACAGGAUCUCCUACCUGCUCUCAGUCUUCAAGAAGGAGUUUGUGGAGGUCUACCCCAUGCAGGACAGUGCAGCUGAUGGGACAGCUCCAGCCUUUGACUCCACAACCGCAGCCAUGAACCUGGAGCGCAUCGGGGAGCAGGCAGAGGCCAUGUUCGGCGUGGGGAAGAGCAGCAGCAUGCUGGAGGUGGACGACGAGGGCGGGAGGAUGUUCCUGCGGGUGCUGAUCCACCUGACCAUGCACGACUACCCCCCGCUCAUCUCCGGCUCCCUGCAGCUCCUCUUCAAGCACUUCAGCCAGAGGCACGAGGUCCUGCACACCUUCAAGCAGGUUCAGCUUCUGAUCUCAGCCCAGGAUGUGGAGAACUACAAAGUGAUCAAGUCAGAGCUGGACAAGCUGCGCACCAUGGUGGAGAAAUCAGAGCUGUGGGUGGACAAGAAGGGCAGCAGCAAAGGGGACAAUGCAGUGGAGGGCAACAAGAAAGAGAAGAAAGAGCAUGCUGCUGAUGAAGAAGUCAUUGCUCAGGGAGAGAAGAGCAGUGAGAACUAUCAGAUAGUCAAGGGGAUCCUGGAGAGGCUGAACAAGAUGUGUGGGGUUGGGGAGCAAGUGCGCAAGAAGCAGCAGCGGCUGCUGAAGAACAUGGACGCACACAAAGUGAUGCUGGACCUGCUGCAGAUUCCUUACGAGAAGGGCGAUGCCAAGAUGAUGGAGAUCCUGAAAUUCACUCACCAGUUCCUGCAGAAGUUCUGUGCUGGCAAUCAGGAAAACCAGGCCCUGCUGCACAAACACCUCAACCUCUUCCUGACCCCGGGGCUGCUGGAGGCCGAGACCAUGCAGCACAUCUUCCUGAACAACUACCAGCUGUGCUCGGAGAUCAGUGAGGCGGUGCCGCAGCACUUCAUCCACUGCGUGGCCACCCAUGGCCGCCACGUCCAGUACCUCGACUUCCUGCACACCAUCAUCAAAGCCGAGGGCAAGUACGUCAAGAAGUGCCAGGACAUGAUCAUGACCGAGCUCACUAACGCUGGGGACGAUGUGGUGGUUUUCUACAACGACAAAGCUUCCCUGGCCACCCUGCUGGAGAUGAUGACAGCAGCCAGGGAUGGGGUGGAGGAGAACAGUCCCCUGAUGUACCACAUCUCGCUGGUGGACCUGCUGGCUGCCUGUGCCGAGGGCAAGAACGUCUACACCGAGAUCAAGUGCACCUCCCUGCUGCCCCUGGAGGAUGUGGUGCGGGUGGUGACACACGAGGACUGCAUCACCGAGGUGAAGAUGGCCUAUGUGAACUUUGUCAACCACUGCUACGUGGACACAGAGGUGGAGAUGAAGGAGAUCUACACCAGCAACCACAUCUGGACUCUCUUUGAGAACUUCACUCUGGACAUGGCCCUGAUGUGCAAGAAGCGUGAGAAGAGGCUGCCGGAUGCGGCACUGGAGAAGUAUGUCCUGAGCGUGGUGCUGGACACCAUCAGCGCCUUCUUCAGCUCCCCCUUCUCUGAGAACAGCACCUCCCUGCAGACCCACCAGACCAUCGUGGUGCAGCUCCUGCAGUCCACCAUGAGGCUGCUGGAGUGCCCCUGGCUGCAGCAGCAGCACAAGAGCUCGGUGGAAGCCUGCAUCCGGACGCUGGCCAUGGUCGCCAAGAGCCGCUCCAUCGCGCUGCCCAUGGACCUGGAUGCCCACAUCAGCUCCCUGCUCAACAGCAGCUCCAGCAGCACUGUGCCCAGGAACACCUCCAGCUACAAGACAGCCACUCGGAGCUUCCCCCGAGUCUCCACCACCCCCAACCAGUGGGACUACAAAAACAUCAUAGAGAAGCUGCAGGACAUCAUCAGCGCCCUGGAGGAUCGCCUGAAGCCGCUGGUGGAGGCUGAGCUGUCGGUGCUGGUGGAUGUCCUGCACCGGCCAGAGCUGCUCUUCAUGGAGGGGACGGAGGCCUUCCAGCGCUGCGAGAGUGGAGGCUUCCUGUGCAAGCUGGUGCAGCACACUAAGGACCUGAUGGAGACAGAGGAGAAGCUCUGCAUCAAGGUGCUGAGGACACUGCAGCAGAUGCUGGUGAAGAGGAACAGAUAUGGCGAGAGGGGCAACCUGCUGCGGAAGAUGCUUCUCAACAACUACCUGCAGAACAAGAAGUCCAGCUCCAAGGGGGAGAUCGUGGAUGCUGCUGGGGCAGGCCAGGACCAGGACUGGUCUGCGAUUGCUGCUGUCCAGUGCCGGCUGGACCGGGAAGGAGCCACCAAGCUGGUGGCUGACCUCAUCAUGAACACCAAGAACGAGAAGAUCUUCCAGGAGAGCAUCCUGCUGGCCAUCCGCCUGCUGGACGGAGGCAACACUGAGAUCCAGAAAUCCUUCUACAACCUCAUGACGAGCGACAAGAAGUCAGAGAAGUUCUUCAAAGUGCUCCACGACCGCAUGAAGAAGGCACAGCAGGAGACCAAGUCCACAGUGUCGGUGAACAUGAGUGACAUCGGCAACAAGCCUCGGGAGGACAAGGAGGAGCCCGACCCUGGCACCAAGGGGCGAGGGGACCCCUUCCUGCUGCCAGGCACCCCCACGCGGUGCCCCAUGGCCGUGGGCUUCCGGAAGGGGCACGACCCCGGGGAGCAGAGCCAGACCAGCGAGAUGGGGGUGACGGUGCUGAUCAUGGAGCCCAUCCUGCGCUUCCUGCAGCUGCUCUGUGAGAACCACAACCGUGACCUGCAGAACUUCCUGCGGUGCCAGAACAACAAAACCAACUACAACCUGGUGUGUGAGACCCUGCAGUUCCUGGACAUCAUGUGUGGGAGCACCACGGGGGGCCUGGGGCUGCUGGGGCUCUACAUCAAUGAAUACAACGUGGCCCUCAUCACCCAGACCCUGGAGACCCUGACCGAGUACUGCCAAGGACCCUGCCAUGAGAACCAGAGCUGCAUCGUGACCCACGAGUCCAAUGGGAUUGACAUCAUCACUGCCCUCAUCCUGAACGACAUCAGCCCUCUCUGCAAGUACCGCAUGGACCUGGUCCUGCAGCUGAAGGACAAUGCCUCCAAGCUGCUCUUGGCCCUCAUGGAGAGCAGGCAUGACAGUGAGAACGCUGAGAGGAUCCUCAUCAGCCUGCGCCCGCAGGAGCUGGUGGAUGUCAUCAAGAAGGCUUACCUGCAGGAGGAGGAGUGUGAGAAUGCUGAGGUGUCCCCCCGGGAGGUUGGGCACAACAUUUACAUCCUGGCACUGCAGCUCUCCAGGCACAAUAAAUCCCUGCAGCAGCUCCUGAAGCCAGUCAAGCGAAUCCAGGAGGAGGAGGAGGAGGGCAUCUCAUCCAUGCUCAGCCUGAACAACAAGCAGCUGACACAGAUGCUGAAGUCAACAGCCCCAGUGCAGGAGGAAGAGGAGGAUCCUUUGGCUUACUAUGAGAAGCACACAUCCCAGAUUGAGAUUGUGCGUCUGGACCGAAGCAUGGAGCAGAUCAUCUUCCCCGUGCCUGGCAUCUGUGAGUUCCUCACCAAGGAGACCAAGUACAGACUCUUCACCACCACAGAGCAGGAUGAGCAGGGCAGCAAAGUCAGUGACUUCUUCGACCAAUCCUCCUUCCUGCACAACGAGAUGGAGUGGCAGAAGAAGCUGCGCAGCAUGCCGCUGAUGUACUGGUUCUCCCGCAGAAUGACUCUCUGGGGCAGCAUCUCCUUCAACCUGGCUGUCUUCAUCAACAUCAUCAUCGCCUUCUUCUACCCCUAUGUCGAAGCCACGUCCAUGGGAGUGCUGGACUCCCCCCUGAUCUCACUGCUCUUCUGGAUCCUGAUCUGCUUCUCCAUCAUGGCCUUGUUCACCAAGCGCUACGGGGUCAGGCCCCUCCUGGUGGCGCUGAUCCUGAGAUCCAUUUACUACCUGGGCAUUGGCCUCACACUGAACAUCCUGGGAGCUCUCAACCUGACCAACAAGAUUGUGUUUGUGGUGAGCUUCGUGGGCAACCGUGGGACCUUCAUCCGAGGCUACAAGGCCAUGAUCAUGGACGUGGAGUUUCUCUACCAUGUUGGCUACAUCAUCACCAGCGUCCUGGGACUCUUUGUGCAUGAACUCUUCUACAGCAUCCUGCUCUUCGACCUGAUCUACCGCGAGGAGACUUUGUUCAACGUCAUCAAGAGCGUGACGCGCAACGGCCGCUCUAUCCUGCUGACCGCCCUGCUGGCCCUCAUCCUGGUCUACCUCUUCUCCAUCGUGGGCUUCCUCUUCCUGAAGGAUGACUUCAUCCUGGAGGUGGACAGGCUGCCAGACAGCAAAGCCAAAGAUGACCCCUUGGGGAUGCAGAGGAACGUGGAGACCUUCAUGGAGUCCUGCAGUGGUGACAAAAUCAGCUGCUCUGCUGUGCCCACUGCCCUGGAAGAAGCAGAGGCUGACCCCUGGGAACGUGCCUGUGACACUCUGCUCAUGUGCAUUGUCACUGUCCUCAACCACGGCCUGAGGAACGGAGGGGGCGUGGGGGACAUCCUGCGGAAGCCAUCGAAGGAUGAGUCCUUGUUCCCUGCUCGGGUUGUCUAUGACCUCCUCUUCUUCUUCAUUGUCAUCAUCAUCGUCCUCAACCUCAUCUUUGGGGUCAUCAUUGACACCUUUGCUGACCUGAGGAGUGAGAAGCAGAAGAAGGAGGAGAUCCUGAAGACCACCUGCUUCAUUUGUGGGCUGGAGAGGGACAAGUUUGACAACAAGACAGUGUCCUUCGAGGAGCACAUCAAGUAUGAGCACAACAUGUGGAACUAUUUGUACUUCAUCGUGCUGGUGCGAGUCAAGAACAAGACAGACUACACCGGGCCGGAGAGCUACGUGGCACAGAUGAUCAAGAACAAGAACCUGGACUGGUUCCCCCGGAUGCGAGCGAUGUCGCUGGUCAGCAAUGAAGGGGAGGGGGAGCAGAACGAGAUCCGCAACCUGCAGGACAAACUCAACACCACCAUGAAGCUGGUGUCCCACCUCACCUCCCAGCUCAAUGAGCUGAAGGAGCAGAUGACGGAGCAGCGGAAGCGCCGGCAGAGGAUGGGGUUUGUGGAUGUCCAGAACUCCAUCAACCACUGA
Molecule: messenger RNA, 7995 nt
Organism: Indicator indicator
Lineage: Eukaryota; Metazoa; Chordata; Aves; Piciformes; Indicatoridae
Gene: ITPR3
Product: inositol 1,4,5-trisphosphate receptor type 3
Exons: 58
Coding region: 1-7995 (2664 amino acids)
Biological process (GO): calcium ion transmembrane transport
Cellular component (GO): endoplasmic reticulum; membrane
Molecular function (GO): inositol 1,4,5-trisphosphate-gated calcium channel activity; inositol 1,4,5 trisphosphate binding
Source: RefSeq, a predicted model, not a curated record